AUGUUGAGAUCCUUCUUCACUAUUUUCUUAGCUCUCUUUCUUCUCUUCCAAAUUUCAGUGCCCAAACCUUGGGCUUCAGGGAUAAAAUUUGUCAACAAUUGUUCCUACCCAGUCUGGCCCGGGAUUCAUUCUAGUCCACAAUACCCUGUCGUGGCCCGUGGGGGCUUUUUCCUCCCGCCUCACUCGCAACAUUGGAUUGAUUAUACCGGGCUCUGGUCAGGCCGUAUUUGGGGCCACUUAGGCUGCAAUUUUGAUGCCGCGGGCAGUGGCAAAUGUAUAACGGGAGACUGUGGCAGCGGCCUCCACUGCAACAGGCUUAGCGGUGUCCCGCCAACCACCAUUGUCAGCCUUUCUAUACAAAAUGAUAAACAAUUCUACAAUGUGAGUUUCGUGGAUGGCUACAACGUCCCCAUCACCAUAAAAUCAUUCAUAGGCCCAGAUGAUUCUACGUGUGGAAUUAUGGGCUGUACGAAAGACCUCAACACCGUGUGCCCCGCCGCCUUGCAGGUGCGCUCAGCGGACAAUAAGAGUGUGGUGGCGUGCAAGAGUCCAUGUGGAAACGCAAAAACGUGUGGGCCCAACAAAUAUUCUAGACUCUUCAAGAAAUAUUGUCCUAAAGCUUAUACCUAUACCUUUGAUAAAACCCCUUCUAGUUUUGUUCCUUGUGUCGAUGUUGAAUAUGUGGUCACUUUUUGUCCUUAA
Vigna radiata var. radiata (mung bean) is the source of this 702-nucleotide messenger RNA. Its product is annotated as thaumatin-like protein. The transcript is spliced from 2 exons. Gene Ontology annotation, biological process: defense response. The coding region runs from base 1 to 702 and encodes 233 amino acids. Gene Ontology annotation, cellular component: extracellular region. The record is from RefSeq and is a predicted model, not a curated record. NCBI's taxonomy places the organism in Eukaryota, Viridiplantae, Streptophyta, Magnoliopsida, Fabales, Fabaceae.